AUGCAUCGCGGAAAAAUCGUGGUCCAAAUAUAUCAUACGAAACGAACUUCCCUAACAUCCCGCCACCUUCAACACCCAAAUGAACAAUGGACUCACAUUCUCCCUUCCUCCUCUGUUGAUGCCAGCCCCUGUUGCGUCGUCCCUACCGCGGACGGCGAAAUGGGCCCCACCAUCCCAACACCGCCUGCUUCCUCCACCGUUACCACCUCUUCAGUUUCUCAUCAGUCUCUUCCCUUCCGCAUCCUUGAGAUCAGUCUCGUGUCGGCCCAAGACCUUGCACCCGUAUCCAAAUCCAUGCGAACCUACGCGGUCGGAUGGAUCGAUCCCAAUCGCAAGUUAACUACGUCCAUCGAUCAAAAAGGCCACAUUAACCCUGCUUGGAACGAAAAGUUUGCGUUUCGUGUCGACGAUGAAUUCCUCUGCUCUGAUACCUCGGCAAUCACCGUCGAGAUCUACACAAUCUCGUGGCUCCGCCAUGUCCUGGUCGGAACUGUGCACGUUCUGAUCCAUAAUCUCAUUUCGUCAGCGGCUCGGCCACAAAACGACUCCGGCAUCAGAUUUCUUGCGCUCCAGAUUCGCCGACCAUCUGGUUGUCCUCAAGGAAUACUCAACAUGGGUGUUUUGCUUCUCGACAGCACCAGGAGAAGUAUGCCUCUUGAUGUUGAAAUGGGAAAAAAAGUUAAUAUACAGAGUCUUCAGGAGAAUGAAGACAAUCAAGAGGAGAAGAAAGUGCAGCAAAUAAAUGAAAAAAUCCAAUUCUGGAGGUCUUUGAGUUUAGGCACCGAUAUAACCCAUGAAGAAUUCCCUAUGAAAUCUGGGUCAAUAUGCAACGGGUCGAUAAUAAACGGGUCGACAUGUAACGAUUUAGAACUGUGCUCCGACGUUGGACCAUCGGCGUCAAUUGUGGCAGCAGAAAUUGCAAAAGGGUCAUAUGCUCAGGUGGCGUCAACGUCGAAGGGCUUGCAUAUAAGGGGAGAGGUAAAUGAAGUGGGGAAUUCAAUAUUGGAGGAGCUGACGGUGGAAGAAGCUAAGGCCAAAGGGUUGAAAACAGAUAUUGAGAGGUGGAGGACGGUUGUGCCACCAAGGUAUGGUCGUCGUGGAGAGAAACCUCAGCCAGUUAGUGCUCAUUCACGGCGGCACUCGGAUGGAGGAGGGUUGUUUUCGUGCUUUGGCAAUGCAUACGGGUUUGAGUUCACCAUCGUCUGUGGGGCUAGCAACAACAAUAUUCCAACUGCUAGAUUGCUUGAAGAACGUGGUGAAUUCUCAUAUGAAACGAAG
Messenger RNA from Ilex paraguariensis (yerba mate), 1278 nucleotides. NCBI's taxonomy places the organism in Eukaryota, Viridiplantae, Streptophyta, Magnoliopsida, Aquifoliales, Aquifoliaceae. The record is from the annotation of a GenBank genome assembly.